AUGUUUACUGCAAAAAAACUACUUUGGGUGCCAAAAGAACAUGGACAGUCUUGGGAUGGCGCUUAUUUUCGUGACACUAUCCUUCGACAACAGGUGAUCCCAUUUCUUCGUGAUUCGUCCAAUGUUCUCGAUACGAACGAAGUGAUAUUUCUUCACGACAAGGCACCUUGUAUGAAAGCGAAUGCAACACAACAUCUUUUAGAAGAUGAGAAUGUGAAUUUCUGGGGAAAUUCAAUUUGGCCAGGCAAUAGUCCUGACAUGAAUCCUGCAGAAAAUAUUGGUGCAAUUAUUAAAGAUAAAGUUGAGGAACUAAUGGCAAAUGAAGAUCGUCGUAGCAGAUACAAUUACGAUGCACUGAAAACGAAUUUGGAGAAUACGCUCAAAGAUCUUGAAAAUGAUACAGUUCUUUUUAUUGACUUGUUAUGCUCGAUGCGAAAAAGAUUUGAUGCUCUCAAGGCUGCUGAUGGGGGUCAUACGAAGUUCUGAAACUUUCGAAAAAGCAUUUUUUAGUAUUCAAUAUUAUCAAUAAACUGAAUAAUUAAUGAUUCACAACUUAAGUUACUGUUGAGCACAACGGCUUUUGACGUACUCGAGAUUGUGAUAUAUAAGUGAAAAUGAUGUAUUGAGCCUGGAAUCGUUAUAAUAUUACAAACUAUAUUUGUUCUGACUAUACCACUAGACGUAACUUUUUGCGGGCUUUCAUUUGGUACAAAAUUGUUGGGGGUACUAUUUGGUCUUUAGGUCUGGAAGGGGGGGGGGGCGUAAUGGUUUUUUUACACCCUGUAAAUUAGGGGUGGCAUUUCUCAUUUUUUAAAUGGGUUUACAAAAGUCAAAAUGGGGUACAUUUGGGGUACAUUCCAAUUUAAAAAGGGGUACAUCAAUGGGAUACAUGAUUCUACUCCUGAAGUAAAGUAUUUAAUUGAGAAACCUGCUGAAACGACACAGCUUUUGUACAGAACAGAAUCAUAUUUCACUGUUGUUUUUCAAUUAGAUAGGCUUAACUGUUUACACUGUUUCAAUUAGCUCUGUGUUAAUUGAUUGUUGAGUUUGAAAUUGGAAAAUAACAUUAGGAACCAUCUAUAAAAGACGUAAAGCGGACUGAGGCCAUCAGUGAAAUGCGAAAUACGAAGAAUCAUCGUGAAUUUUUCAAUUUUUCUGCAUCGAUUUCCAUGGCGCUUUCAUGCUU
Messenger RNA from Rotaria sp. Silwood1, 1186 nucleotides. The record is from the annotation of a GenBank genome assembly. Lineage: Eukaryota; Metazoa; Rotifera; Eurotatoria; Philodinida; Philodinidae.